AUGCGGGGCGGCUGCCGCCUCUUCCCGCUCCUGCUCCUGGCGCUGCUGCGCGGGCUGUGUCACGGCAGGGAACGGGCCCCGGGCGCUGUUACCUGCGGCUCGGUGCUGAAGCUGCUCAACACUCGCCACAGCGUGCGGCUCCACUCGCAUGAGGUCAAGUACGGCUCCGGAAGCGGGCAGCAGUCAGUGACAGGAGUUGAAGCUUCAGAUGAUGCCAACAGUUACUGGCGGAUUCGUGGGAAGAGUGAUGGCAGCUGCCAACGAGGAACACCAGUGAAAUGUGGGCAAGCUAUACGACUUACCCAUGUUAACACAGGAAAAAAUUUACACACUCAUCACUUCCCAUCACCACUGUCCAAUAAUCAGGAAGUAAGUGCCUUUGGUGAUGAUGGCGAAGGAGAUGACCUCGAUAUAUGGAUUGUGCAAUGCAGUGGGACUUACUGGGAGCGGGAGGAUGCAGUGCGCUUCAAGCACGUAGGAACUGAGGUGUUCCUUUCAAUAACAGGGGAACAGUAUGGCCAUCCCAUUAGGGGCCAACGGGAAGUCCAUGGCAUGCCUACUGCUAAUCAUCACAACUAUUGGAAAGCAAUGGAAGGAGUCUUCAUCAAACCCAGUAUGGACCCUGCAAAACAUGAUGAGCUCUGAAUUGACAGAGGAUCCAAAAUGCUUCAGCUUACUCCAGUGUUUGGAGAUGCUAAUCCUUGGUCUCUUUUAAGUCCCGCCUUGCCUAAGUGACUGACUUUCUGUAUUACUGAAGGGCAUUAGUUCAUUCUAGGAAUGCAGCACUUCUGUGAGGAAUGGCAUCUGCCAGGUUCAGCCAUUGAAAUUUAUUUGGUGAAAUCUUUUCUGAAUUUUCAAGCUUAAUCGAUGAAACUAGUUCAUACAUCUGUUAGUUUUCGUUGUCAUUUGUUUUGCUUGUUACUUUUUCUCAAAUUUGAAGGAAAUGGAAAAACUGAAGUAAUACAUUCUGUAGUCCCAAGUACAAUAAAACAUUGUGUUUUGUAAUCUUUUUCCAAUUAUGAUUAAAUAUUUGGAAACUGAUUUCUGCUUCUUAGUGAGAGAAUGUUAUUAAUGAGGAGAUGGAGUAAGUCUAGAAAGGGAAAAAUAGUUAUCAUAUAUGGUGUCUUUUGAAUGGCUUCAAGUCAGCUUUUCAGCCUUCCAGAAAAAUGAGUUUCAUUGUGUACUGUAUUGGAAGAGUUGAAAAUACUGUGUAUGUUGGAGUAAGAAGACAAAGUUUUAAUUUAUUCACUUCCUCCAAGAAGUUCAGAUUUUCUGCUAAUGGUGAUACUGCUAAUUGUCAAAUGGUAAGACUGCUCUGUUCUAUGAA
Molecule: messenger RNA, 1327 nt
Organism: Gavia stellata (red-throated loon)
Lineage: Eukaryota; Metazoa; Chordata; Aves; Gaviiformes; Gaviidae
Gene: SDF2L1
Product: stromal cell derived factor 2 like 1
Exons: 3
Coding region: 1-645 (214 amino acids)
Source: RefSeq, a predicted model, not a curated record